Molecule: messenger RNA, 1170 nt
Organism: Tricharina praecox
Lineage: Eukaryota; Fungi; Ascomycota; Pezizomycetes; Pezizales; Pyronemataceae
Exons: 3
Coding region: 1-1170 (389 amino acids)
Source: RefSeq, a predicted model, not a curated record
AUGGCGCUCGACCCGCCGCAAGAAGUGGUCGACUCAUGGUCGGCUCCCAACCUGGUCAACCCGGAGACACGAGGGGGUGGAUUGUUGAUACUGGCAAUUGUGCUGUCGGUGCUUGGGGCGAUGGCUUUGGCGUUGCGGAUAUACUCGAGGGUGUUUUUUCGACGGAACUUUGGCGCUGAUGAUUGGCUGAUCCUUCCAGCGGCGGCACGUCCUGUCCCCACAUGCACUGUUAUGACCGGAUGGUUCAAGUGGGGAUAUCAUGUGUGGGACAUGCCGUUCGAGAUGCGGCAAAAGUCGUUGUUGCUCACCUGGAUCGCCGAGAUCUUCCUGACGUGGUGCCUCAUGCUCACGAAGCUGUCCAUGUGCUUCUUCUAUCUCCGGCUACUGGGAGGCACGCAGAGUCGCACUCACAAACGCAUUCUGUACCUGUUGAUGGCAGUGAUAGCUACUUGGGGGGUUGGCUUCACCGUGGCCAUCGUCCUCCAGUGCAAGCCCGUCAAGGCUGUCUACAUCAUCAACUACCCCGGCGAGGAGUGUGUGAGUCGCCAGGGCGGCGCAAUCGCGCACGCAGGGCUCGAUAUCGUCACGGACUUGUUGAUAUACUGCCUGCCCAUCCGGAAGAUGUGGACGCUACAAGUUCCGCGGCGGCAGAAAAUUCUUGUCGUUGGGCUUUUUGCGUUGGGUGCCAUAGUUUGCAUCGCCAGCAUCGCUCGUCUCCCCGCCACCCUCCGCUCCAUGAGCGAGUACGAUGUCACGUAUUACAUGUGGACCUCGUACCUCUGGACAGUCCUCGAGUGCGGCGUCGGCAUCAUGAUCGCGUGCAUGCCGUCCCUCACGCCUCUGGUGGUCCGUUACGUGCCCGGGCUAGCUCUGCAACACUCCUCGCACGGCACACCACCAAAAUACAUCCAUCGCGGAUCGAAGACGAAGAUCCGCCACACCAUGGCGCGCGCAUUUCCGAACCUCCACGCCGCCCAUAGCUAUCCGCUCGCGGAUAUUUCCACGACCGUCACCGGUGUCGUCGGAGGCGAUUGGUGGGGCGAGAGCGAGGAGAAUAUCAUGCAGGGACAUAAUAAGAAUAAGGCACAGGUGCCGGUCGAGGGCAAGAUCACCAAGACCACGGUCAUAGAGCAGACGGUCCAUGACGAGGAUGGAAUGCUCUCGGCAUAG